GAGGGAGAGAGGGAAGGGGCGAGGGGAGUUGGAUGAUUGAACUUUCUUGUUUAGUUUCUGCGCCGCGGAGCCUUCUGCCCCCACUGCAGCCCGGCACCCUCCCGGAGAGCGGGAGCGCACCCCGGCGCCUGCCGCCCCCCGCAGUCCCCUGCCCUCCUCCUCCUCCUCCUCCUCCUGCCCGCCCAGCCAUGGUGCCCAGCGCGUCCCUCGCCCUGCUCCUCUGGGCAGCGGCCGCCUGCGGCAGCCCCGCCGGGCCGGGGGCCGGCGCCGCCGCCCGCAAGGAGGACGAGGCUUUCUCCACGGCCAGAUGCACGUCCAGGUGCCUGAGCCUCCAGAUCACCCGCAUCUCCGCCUUCUUCAAGCACUUCCAGAACAACGGGUCACUUGCUUGGUGCCAGAAUCAUAAACAGUGUUCAAAGUGCCUGGAGCCUUGCAAAGAAUCCUGGGACUUGAAGAAAAACCAUUGCCAAAGCUUCUGUGAGCCUCUUUUCCCCAAGAAGAAUUAUGAAUGCCUAACUAGCUGCGAAUUCCUUAAGUACAUCCUGUCUGUGAAGCAAGGGGACUGCCCAGCACCUGAGAAGGCCAGUGGUUUUGCAGCUGCCUGUGUUGAAAGCUGCGAAGCAGAUAGUGAAUGUUCUGGAGUCAAGAAAUGCUGUUCCAAUGGAUGUGGUCACACAUGUCAAGUUCCAAAAAAUCUAUACAAAGGUGUUCCACUGAAACCCCGGAAAGAGUUAAAAUUCAUAGAACUGCAAUCUGGAGACCUGGAGGUGAAGUGGUCUUCAAAAUUCAAUAUUUCCAUUGAGCCUGUGAUCUAUGUUGUUCAGAGGAGGUGGAAUCAAGGAAUCCAUCCUAGUGAGGAUGAUGCUACUAACUGGCAAACAGUGGCACAGACUACGGAUGAGAGGGUCCAGCUGUCAGACAUCAGAGCGAGCAGAUGGUACCAGUUCCGCGUGGCAGCUGUCAAUGUGCAUGGGACGAGGGGUUUCACGGCACCCAGCAAGCAUUUCCGCUCCUCGAAAGAUCCGUCUGCUCCACCAGCUCCAUCUAAUAUCAGAAUUGCCAAUAUCAGUGCAAACAGUGAUGGAACUGUAAAUGUAAUGAUUACUUGGGAUCUUCCAGAAGAGCCUGAUAUUCCAGUGCACCACUACAAAGUCUUCUGGAGCUGGACGCACAGCAAAUAUGUGAUCCCAGCUAAAAAAAAGAGAAGGAAGAUUACUGAUGGGCCCCAGAAUUAUGUGGUCCUGGAGGGACUCCAAUCCAACAGCAACUACAAUGUAGAACUACAGGCAGUAACACGCUGGGGUCAGAUACGCCUUAAAAGUGCUAAGGUUUCUCUCCAUUUUAGCACAACACAGGACGCCAGGAAUAAUCAUAACAUAAAUGCUAUGUUUACCUUGAGAAAGAAUUUGCAUAUAUUUGAUGAGCAGACAUCUGCUGGGAAACCCCAGAAAGGACUGGUAGAUCCUUACCCAACAUAUCAAAGAAGGAAAACCACUCGUUUUCUUAAAAUUGGAACUCCUUUCUAUCAGGACAAUCAACUUCAGGUUAAAGUCUACUGGAAGAGAACAGAUAUCAACAUGAAUCAAUUCCAAGUCCACUGGUUACUGGAGUCCUGUGCACACAAUGACACCAAAGGACUUGGGAAAGUAACUGAGCUGACUUAUGAGAACUACAUGAUUCUGAAGGACCUGUCAUUUGCAUGCAAAUAUAAAGUAACUGUUUUGCCUGCAAAAUCUAAAGGUCGUUUUAAGGCUGAGAGUAUUUUCUUUGUCACCCCACCUUGCUCUGCAUUUAAAGAAAAAAACCACAAGCACAUUAAUUGUCCUGCUGAAGGAGUGCCAGUUCUACCCAAAGUGUUGGCCAAACCCGAGAAUCUAUCUGCGUCUUUCAUUGUUCAGGAAGGUAACAUCACUGGUCAUUUUUCCUGGAAGAUAUCUAAGGCAGUCCUUCACCAGCCCAUGACAGGGUUUCAAGUCACAUGGGCAGAAGUAACCACAGAAAGUCGACAGAACAGCUUGCCCAACAGCAUCAUUUCGCAGUCACAGAUACUGCCAGCAGAUCAUUAUGUACUCACCGUGCCCAAUCUGAGGCCAUCAAUGCUGUACCGAUUGGAAGUUCAAGUGCUGACAACUGGUGGGGAGGGACCAGCUACAAUAAAAUCAUUCCGAACACCUGCUCUUCCUCCAUUUUCACCCCACAGACCUCAUCUGAAGCAACAUCAUCCACACCACUAUAAGCCACCCCCAGAGAAAUAUUAAGCUGUUUCACAUGAUUAUAUAAGUAACUGAGAGGAAAAACUGAGCUCCCCGGUGGAGGCUAGGAAAAGGCACAUCUGUAGGAGCAAUGAAUACAGUUUUCCAGUGGAAGUUACCAUGCUGUACAAUCUGUAGCAACUCUAUGUAGUUUAGUCAUCAAGAAUUGUAUUUGUACCAAGACAAAGAUGAAGCAUAAAGCAAGUAUUAUUUUGGUACCACUACUAUUCAACAAAUUGAAGAUUGCAUCGAACUCAACACCUGAGAGAAAAUCAAAGUGUGGUUAUUAUAAUGUUUUUGUAUUUCUAUGUUUGAAGUAGAUUGAAACGAUGUGGUGUAUACAGCUUUUUCUCUUAGUGACCUCAAUGUUAAUAUGUAAGAGGUUGUCCUGUGAUACAUACAUACCUUUGAACACUGGAGGCCAUGUUGUCAUUAACAUGUUUAAUAGAUAUAUUUUACUUAAAGCCCUCUUACCAGUUCAAGUCCUAGAGUAUUUUGCUGUUAAAGAUCUCCACUUGUCUGAAAUCAGGACGUAAGUAAAAUAAGUAGCAGAAGCAAAAACCUUUAAAUAGUCAAUGUUUAAUAACUGCAGUAUCACUGCAGAGGA
Oxyura jamaicensis (ruddy duck) is the source of this 2859-nucleotide messenger RNA. It is a transcript of the gene ANOS1, whose product is annotated as anosmin 1. The record is from RefSeq and is a predicted model, not a curated record. Lineage: Eukaryota; Metazoa; Chordata; Aves; Anseriformes; Anatidae. Gene Ontology annotation, biological process: neuron differentiation. Gene Ontology annotation, cellular component: cell surface; extracellular region. Bases 33 to 2258 code for a protein of 741 amino acids. The transcript is spliced from 15 exons. Gene Ontology annotation, molecular function: peptidase inhibitor activity; protein binding.